AUGUUCCUCGUCCUGCUCCUGUGGCUCUACGCGGCUACAGGUGAACUUCUCUCCCCAGUGAGCUCCUGCCCGUCGCAGUGCAGCUGUUUUUACCACAACUUGAGUGAUGGAUCAAAGGCCAGGAGCGUGAUUUGCAAUGAUCCCGAGAUAUCUCUUGUGCCUGUCGGGUUUCCUGUCGACACGUCCAAGCUGCGGAUUGAGAAGACGGCCAUCCAGCGGAUACCGAGCGAAGCCUUCAACUACCUCUCCGGUCUGGAAUUUCUUUGGAUGUCUUUCAACACACUGUCCACCUUGAGCCCGGACAGUUUCCGGGGACUGCUCAACCUGGAGGAGCUUCGUCUGGACGGGAAUGCCCUCACCGCCUUUCCCUGGGAAUCUCUCAUGGAUAUGCCCAGCCUCAGACUUCUCGAUUUGCACAACAAUCAGCUCCUCUCGCUGCCAGCUGAGGCCACCGCUUACAUCAAAAACCUCACCUACUUGGAUCUGUCUAGCAACAGCUUGCUGACCCUGCCGACUGAGGUUCUGUCCACCUGGCUGGCGGCGAAACCUGUGCAAGGUCCAGAGAGCUCCAAGAUGAUACUUGGUCUCCAUGACAACCCCUGGGUGUGUGACUGUCGGCUCUACGACCUGGUCCAGUUCCAGAAGUCUCCGUCUCUUUCAGUGGCGUUCAUUGACACGAGGCUGAGGUGUUCAGCACCGGAGAAUGUAUCCGGGGUCCUGUUCAGUGAUGUCGAGCUGCGGCGCCGUCAGCUCCCACGUAUCCACACAGCGGUGGCACGCGUCCGGAGCGCUGUUGGGAACAACGUGCUGCUCCGCUGUGGCACCAUUGGAGUCCCCAUCCCAGACCUGUCAUGGCGGAAGGCAGAUGGGCGACUCCUUAACGGAACAGUCCAACAGGAAACCUCAAAGGAGGGAAUCACCUGGCCCAUCCUCCGUGUCCCAGCUGUGUCCUAGGAUUCAGGGAAAUACAUCUGCAAGGCCAUUAACUAUGCUGGGAAUGCCGAAGCUGUCAUUUCUCUCAUUGUCUCUAACUCACCAAAACCAGAGGGGAACCAAACCCGCGACGACAACAAAGUCAAAGUCAAGAAACCCAACCCGGUGGGGAAAGCUGCCUCCCAGGAGAAACUGGUGGCCAGAUAUUUGGUUCCAACCUCCAUCCCUUCGUCACUGCCUGCCCUGGAUCCAGGCCUUCCACCUGGUCUUGGUCCUGAUCCUGGACUAGCUAGUUACAGCCUAGCUGACAGAGCGACCCCAGGGCCUGCCACCUCCUCCAACCCAGAUGCGCUGUUGGAUCUGGAGAAGACUAAUCUAAGCAACCUGGCGGCCAAUACUUCAUCGCUGCAGCAGGACCCGGACAGGGUGGUCCGCUCAGUCAAGGUGGUGGGGGACACAGACAAUACCAUUCAUUUGAACUGGAGAGCCCCUAAGGCCAAGAACACAACAUCAUUUAGUGUGAUGUAUGCUGUGUUUGGAGAGCGGGACAUGAGGAAGAUCAAUGUUGGGGCGGGACAGAACCGUGUUUCCAUCGAAGGGCUGGUGCCCAGGACCAAGUACAUUGCCUGUGUGUGUGUGAGGGGGCUGAUUCCCAAGAAAGAGCAGUGCGUCAUAUUUUCCACUGAUGAAGCAGCCAGUGCCACUGGGACCCAGAGGUUGAUUAAUGUGAUUGUGAUGGCCUGUAUCAUCGCGGUCCCGCUCACUGUCAUCGUGUGCUGUGGGGCUCUCAAGAGACGCAUUCAGAAGUACUGGGGUAAGAAAUCCAAGGAUAUCCAAGAUUCAUACGUGACCUUUGAAACGCUGUCGCCUGGCACAAAGGCCAAAGGGCUCGAGGGGGAGUAUUUGACCCGACUGAACCCAGAGGAGUCCAACAGGCUGCUGUCAGCCCGCUCCAGCUUGGACUCUGAGGCAACUGCGAAGAUAGAGGGACAGCCUAACGAGUACUUCUGCUGACAUCAUGCUCCAGCUCCGGCUCCUGCCGCACACCAUCUUCCUCGCACGCACCGACACCCGCAUCCACGCCCAAGUCUGACCGCUAAUACCUAUUCACAUCCCCAUCACCACCCCUAUCUCCAUCCACACCAGCAUCCCCAUCCCUGCCCGUACUCUCACUCUCAGCAACAUCCUGCCGUCAGUUCCCCUCCCAUGCGCUCCCGUACGCCCACAUCAUGGGAUUCCCCCCCACCCGUCCCGCCCCGCUGGAUCACGCCACCAACUCCACCACCACAGAGAUACAACUUCUAUCAAAGGACUUUUGCACGCUGCACUAUAAUGGCAAUAUCAGUUUAGAGGAAUGUUUAACAUCGUAAUUAACUUUUUCAGACAUUUGUAGAAUAUUUAAUGUUUCUUACAGAUAGAGUGAAACUCACUUCAGUGACACAUGUGUCCAUGAAUCAAUAGUAAGAUAACUUCUGCACAUGAUUUUAUGUCUAGAAGAAUGUUUUGAUCUCUAAGCCUGUAAGAGAAAACAUGUCUAAAAGCUGAAAGAGCAUAGCAAAUGUUGUAAACUAUUUUUCAUCGCACUUGCAUGGCCCAGCGAAGAAACCUCUGCAACCGGAUCCAACUUAAAGGGAACUCAUUGGUAGAAGCUGUGUUGUUUCUAUCAUUACUGUAUGUGUAUGAAUUGUAUAUACUUUACUGGAUGAUGAACGCUUACAUAUACAGUUAAGUCUGUGCCUCUGUAUAUAUCUGUCAUAUGUUCUCAGAGAAGAUAUACACAUAGGCAUGGUUCAACACUCUGGUGUAUGGAGUAAAGCUGGAGCUGGAGAGAAGUACAGAAAGGACUAUGACACAAUGUAAAUAGGUGAAAAUGAAAUGAUGCUAGAUUAAAUGUUACAUUAUUUCUGUUCCCAGCAAUGAGACACACACUGCAAUAUUUUUAUGUACC
Molecule: messenger RNA, 2881 nt
Organism: Pseudoliparis swirei
Lineage: Eukaryota; Metazoa; Chordata; Actinopteri; Perciformes; Liparidae
Product: leucine-rich repeat, immunoglobulin-like domain and transmembrane domain-containing protein 1
Cellular component (GO): endoplasmic reticulum membrane
Molecular function (GO): protein binding
Source: RefSeq, a predicted model, not a curated record